Molecule: messenger RNA, 2404 nt
Organism: Pseudogymnoascus destructans
Lineage: Eukaryota; Fungi; Ascomycota; Leotiomycetes; Thelebolales; Thelebolaceae
Exons: 5
Coding region: 521-1663 (380 amino acids)
Molecular function (GO): oxidoreductase activity
Source: RefSeq, a predicted model, not a curated record
CUUGAUUUGGAUAUCCGUGUCUGUCUGGAUAUUAUGUUUGCAGGCCGGCGCAAGUGAUUAAGAGGCGUGAAUAAGCUUACGUCGCUUUGGAGCGCGUUGAUUGAGUUGAGUCUGUCAUGUGCAAGAUAUGAUAGUAGUUAUGGUGUGUGUAUGGUCUGGUAAAUUUUUGGGAAGGAGGGGGGUGCAUCACGCAUGAGGUGCUAAGAUGGCUGGGAUAUUCGGAAUUUGCAAUCAAUCUGCAAGGAAAACCGAGAAAGGUAGCUGAUAGCAGAUAGCUGCUGGGAGCUAUAGGCAGCUAUAGAUAAACGGAAUAUAAAUACUUGACUUGCUCCGCUUCAACCUUCUUCUUUCUUCUUCCUUAUUCAACACCAGACAGAUAUAUAUCAGUCUUUACUCCGGCUUCGACCUUUCUUCUUCUCUAUCCAUCACCAAUAUCCACCAGGCCUACAACCCGAUUCCUUCUUCUCUAUUCAUCACCAGCCACCAGUAUCCUCGAGGUUCGAGCCACAACCUCACAAACAUGGCACUCGUCCACCCAACCCUACCUCCCUCCACAACCUCACCCUCAGAACCCUACGACCUCCCCCCUUCCUUCCCCUCCUCCAUCUCCUCACCUCUAGCCUGGACCGGCGCAGACCUCGCAGACGAGAGUUACAUAUACCACCUCACCCCCGCCUACCUCUCCGAGAUCAAAUAUGCAUUAGCAGUAUUCAAAUCACAUAACCUAAACGGCGACCUUGCCACCCCCGCGACCUUCCCUCUCCCAACCCUCGGCCCAAAACUCCGCCUCCUCUCAAACGAACUAUACGGCGGGAGGGGUGUAUGCCUUAUCCGCGGCUUGACGCCCGAGAUGUAUGAGCCGGAGGAGGAGAUGGUGGUGUUUAUGGGGGUGCAGAGUUAUAUGGCGAGGGGGAAGGGGAGGCAGGAUGGGAGGGGGAAUAUGAUUGUUCAUAUUACGCCGUCGGAAUAUGACGCAAAGCAUUCGAGGCAUUCGAUGGAUAGUUUGCCCUUCCACACCGAAGCCACCGGCGACAUCCUAGCCUGGCAAACCCGCGCCGCCGCCGCCGAAGGCGGGAAAUUCAUCGUCGCAUCCGCAUACACAGCCUACAACCUUCUCGCUGCCACCUGUCCCGAGGUUAUCCACACGCUAGCUAAGCCAGAUUGGCCGUUCGCAUACCCAACCCUCCACCACCGCCGCAUCCUCUACUACCACGCCUCAAACCUCCUCAUCAACUUCUCCCCCUCCGCCCUCCUCUCCACCCCCUCCCACCCCCGCGCCCCCCACCUCCCCUCCCUCACCCCCUCCCAACUCUCCGCCCUCAACGCCCUCCAAGCCGUCGCCCGGGCUACCGAAUUACACAUCACUACCAAGGCGGGGGAUUUGCAUUUUGUGAAUAACCUUGCGAUUAUGCAUCGGCGGUCUGCGUUUUCUGCUUCUACCACCAAGGCAGUGGGUGAAGUGGAUGGGGGGAUGGAAGGAGGAGAAAUAGAGCCAAAACGGCAUCUGGUCCGCAUGCGCCUCCGCUGCCCGGAGAAGGGGUGGGAAAUACCAAGGGAGCUGGCGCCGGCGUGGGAGGAGGCGUUUGGGGAGGAGGGGGAGAGGGAGUGGCAUCUUUUUCCGAUGCCGGAGGGGUAUUUUCCGUUGAGGAAGUAUCCAGAGUGAGUUGCGGCACUUCUUGCUCCCUCAUCGGGGUUUUGUGGAGUGCGAGUGGGAUUGGGUUGGGGUUUUUCUAGGCUUCAAUUCUUGGGUGGUUAGGGGUGUGACGUUUGAGGCUGGAUACGGUACCUCACGGCUGUAACCCCCUUUUUCUAUUUCUCGGUGGCCUUGAAGGCAGGGGUUUCUUGGGUGUUUCUCAUUUUUGCGAGGACUUUGAUACCAUUUUCGGCGUGAAUACCCCUUUAUUUAUUUUCCUGGUUUCGGUUGGGGUACCUUCAACGAGCUGUGCGCAGUUCGCAUCUCGGGGUAACAGGGGAAGACUGUAGUGGUUGUACGAUGAACGAGGCAGCGCCUCGGAAAACGCCUUGUGAUGAUAUUUUCCCCGAGGGGCGGAGUGAAAAAGGGCGAGAUUGUCUGAAGUACAAGGCUUUCGGGUGGCGAAUAUUGAUCGGUUGCCUUGGGAUCGGUGUGCACAGCGAUGGAUUUUUCAUAGCAAGGAUUUUUUUAAUGAUAAUUGAAUCAUGACCGAUGAGAUUCAGCAGAGUUUUGGCAUCUUGGCUUGAUGAACAGGGUAAAAAUUGACGACCACACUCAAUAAUAUUGAAAACACCUCUUAUGGACUUCUAAAUCCAGGUAUCUACCAAAAAUGCAAGAAUGAGAGAUAAAAUCCAAACAAAUGCUUUAACCCCCCCCCGUAUGUAUUUCCUGUAAAUGACGCCCUCCACAAAUAAUUGAUAUCCCAUAUGC